Neurospora crassa OR74A is the source of this 823-nucleotide messenger RNA. RefSeq lists its product as hypothetical. NCBI's taxonomy places the organism in Eukaryota, Fungi, Ascomycota, Sordariomycetes, Sordariales, Sordariaceae. The record is from RefSeq and is a predicted model, not a curated record. The transcript has a single exon. Bases 341 to 823 code for a protein of 160 amino acids.
UGGCGCCCAAAAUAUAGGUAUAUCCACGGCGACAAGGUGCCGAUGACCACGAUCAACCAGACCGACCGACACGUUCUGAGGUGGAUAGGUAACAGGUGCACGUUAUCGGAGCUGGCUACUAUGCACCAACAAUCGUCUUUCCCUUCGCCGCACCAUUUCCCUCCCUUCUUCUACCUCGUCAAACGAUGGAGAUGAUGAAAUUUCACCAGCAACCCACUUCUACGCCUCCUUCGCCUUUGCGCUCUCCCGGUUUUUCGGCGCACGCAAACUCCUCUUCGGCCGCCUCGUGACCGGCCGAUCUGCGCUUCCCGCGGCACUGCAGAACGUGAUCGGACCGACCAUGACGGAACUCCCUGUCUGCGUUUUUGUCUCGGGUCACGACACCUUGAGCAGCGUCGCUAAGCGGCUGCAGGAGCAAUUCAUUGAGGAGUCGAAGUACGAAGCGGUGGGGAUGAGGGAGAUUAUCAAAGGCGCUACAGACUGGGAUUGGGAAGGGGUAGAAGGGGAGAAGGAAAGGGAUUUUGGGUGGAGGACUGCUUAUCAGCGGGGGAAUGAAACCGGCAGUAGUAGUAAUGAGGAGGAAGGGAUUGAAGUUGGGUUGUUCGAGAAGGGGGAAGUAGAGUUCUAUGAGAGGGAGAUGCCGGCUAGAGAGAGACCAGAGGUAUAUGCUACGCCUGAUAGAGAGAGUGGGGUGUUGGUUUUGGAAUUUGAGGGUAGUAAGGAGUGGGCGAGGGGGGUGGGGAUUGGAAAAGAAGGGGUGAGGAGGUUUUUGGAAGUUUUAGGAUGUGUUUUAAGUGGUGAUUUGGGUCCUCACGUGAGGUAA